CGGGGGGAGGGGCUGAGGGGAGGGGUCGGGGCGAUGCAGGAGGUCAGGGCUGUGCCGAGUCCCUUUGAGCAGAUGAGCCGGAGGAUGGAGGACCUCGCGGGUGACCGAGGUGCGCUGAAGGAGACGCUGAGAUCCGGCUCUGGCCCCGUCGUUCCCGCCGACGCAUUGGUGUCAGUUUAUUACAGUGCUUAUGUGGAACACGCCAACGAGCCGUUCGACUCCAACGUGCACAGGAAGGUUCCGGGCUUCAUGAAGCUGGGCCGAGAUAUCACGCUGGUUGGCAUGGAACUGGGGGUGCGGACCAUGAGAGAAGGAGAGUUCGCCCGCUUUCUCCUGAAGCCGGAAUAUGCGUACGGGCGGCUCGGUUGCCCCCCUCGAAUCCCGCCCAAUGCCACAGUCCUCCUGGAGCUGGAGAUGUUGGGUUUUCUGGAUACUUCCAUCUCAGAUGAAUAUUUUGCCCUUUCACAGGAGGACCAGACCAGGUUCCCGCUGGACAAGCUGCUGAGGGUGGCGGAGACGCAGCGGGAAUUUGGGAAUUACUACUUCAGAAAGCAGCGAUUUGAGGACGCCAAGGAUAAGUAUAAGAAGGCCCUGGCUGUGUUCUCUCACCGACACCCGGAGAGCGAGCAGGAGUUGGAGAGAGUCCAGGCCUCGAAACUGCUGCUGUUCCUCAACAUGUCCCUGGUGGGCCUGCGGCUGAACGCACCCAGACGUGCCCUGGUGUACGGAGAGCGGGCGCUGGACAUCGACCAACAUAACCCCAAAGCUUUGUUCCGCUGUGGCCAGGCCUGCUUCGAGAUGCUGGAGUACAACAAAGCCAGAGUCUUCCUGCUCCGAGCACAGAAACGUCAGCCCUUCAACCCUGACAUCAACCGUGCUUUGGUCAAGCUGGACAGCUCGUAUCGGGAUUGGAGCCAGAAGGAGAAGAACAUGUGCAGCAAGAUGUUUGGUUCCUCACAGGCACAGCACGUCCAGGAUUAAGGCUGCAGGAAUGACAUCUCUGGACAAUGGACAAGAGGAAUGGAACCAUAUGAGCAAAAUACUGAAUCAGUUCCAUACACGUGUUUAGCCCCAGUGUCCCUCUGUCACCUUAAACCCAGGACAUCUAAGUUUCAUCGUAGUACGUACUUUCAUAGCACAUUCACUCUAUACUUGGGCCUAUCGGAGCAAUUGCUAACACGAGUUGUCUUUGUGUGAAGGAAGUGCAGGAAUGAGCACUUCAUGCUGUUUGCAGCUCUGUGUGGAUGUGAGGCACAGGGUAACACAGUCUGCAUCGUAAAUAUCAGGACCACAGGGAGGUACCGAGGCCGGACAUCACCACUACAGCCACAGAUGGGCAACUCCUUAAGGGUACUGGCCAAGAGCAUGCUCCAGGGAUACAUUCCACCCAUUACUUCAGUGACAGUGCAGUGUAAGUAGCCGAUGCUGUCUGGCACGUUAGCCAAUGAUCAGCUUCUAUAAGGUGUCAAGAAAAAGGGAUACUGUGUGUGCAGGGAAUAUAGACCAUAUAGUCUUUGUUUUAUACACAUGUGCACCCCAAGACUGGUGUACACGUGUUGGUUUGGGCCAGGCAUUGCUGGGACCCUUGUUCCUUUAGCAUCUGUUCAAUGUACAAGUGUUUAUUGACUUGAUAUAAAUGCCACAAAUUGAGGGAAUGUUCCUGUGCACUUCAUGUUGGUGUUAUCUGUCCGAGACCCGCACUCGUGUGGCCAGAGAGCGUGAACUCGGAGACGGGCGCGACGCUAUCGUUCUCGCUUCUGUUUAUUCCUUUUGGGAGAACGUUUGUGUUUGAGGUUUGAGUUUGAAAUAAACGGUUGGCUGUU
Molecule: messenger RNA, 1823 nt
Organism: Callorhinchus milii (elephant shark)
Lineage: Eukaryota; Metazoa; Chordata; Chondrichthyes; Chimaeriformes; Callorhinchidae
Gene: fkbp6
Product: FKBP prolyl isomerase 6
Exons: 9
Coding region: 34-981 (315 amino acids)
Molecular function (GO): peptidyl-prolyl cis-trans isomerase activity; protein binding
Source: RefSeq, a predicted model, not a curated record